UAAAUGCGAGGCCGUUUGAUGGACGAGCCCGCAGACUUGACAGAGUGCUGUAGGUCGUUUGCCAUUGGCGUUUAGCGGGUCACAUGGUGUGUCAGGAAGGUGAUAUGAGGGUGGAAGGCACUUUUACAGCUUUGACAUACAACCUAGAAGGGUUAGGGCAAAGGGAGCAGCGAUUAAUGACCGCUCGCUCUUGAUCACUUCUGAGCAAACACCAGGCCAGGCUCCAGGAUGAACUCCUACUUAGAUUAUCCAGUGUGCAACAGGGGAGCGAAUAUCUUCAGUACCAAGGUGGGAUACCACAAUUUAAACCAUGGAUACAUGCCUGCAAACUCGUGUGCAACAAGUGAGAGUUACGCACCAGACGGGCGCUUGGUUGCUCCAACUUCUGCGCCACACCAGAGCCAGAGUCUCCCUCUGCACCACCAGACACACGUCAACCUGGACCUACAGUUUGCGCCGCAGGGUAACGCCAUGUAUGGGUCGCCUCUGGAGUUCGGACAUCACCAGUACGGCCUCGCGCCCGAGCAGGAGCGCAGCUACAUUCACGCUCAGGUUUCACCCAUGGGAACAAACAUGGCUCCUUACACCGGGGACAGCUGCGGGCCCGGAGCUUCAACAGGAGGCCAGUACUUUAAUUUUGGGAACGGAGAUCACAGGCUGCAAGAAUAUCCAGAGUGUGUUUACAAGAGAAUACCUGCACAAAGCAGAGAGAAAGAUCUGGAACAUGUGGAGGACACUUCUAAGACGUUUGAUUGGAUGAAAGUGAAGAGGAAUCCUCCAAAAACAGCAGUCCUCUCAGAGUUCGGGGUUCCCGGCCAGCACAACGUGAUCCGCACCAACUUCACCACCAAGCAGCUGACCGAGCUGGAGAAGGAGUUCCACUUCAACAAGUACCUGACGCGGGCGCGGAGGGUGGAGGUGGCCGCCAGUCUGGAGCUCAACGAGACGCAGGUGAAGAUCUGGUUCCAGAACCGCAGGAUGAAACAGAAGAAACGCGAGAAACUGGGCUGCGUUUUGGGCAGCACGCCGACGCAAGGGGAGAAAAUCUCCGGGCCUGAGACCUCUCCACAGGGCAAGGGGAAAGACUGUGAUCAGUGAAGAGACUUUAAAGCAUAAGAAUCAGACUGUGGGGGCUUCAGGGCAGUUUUCCACUUCUUUACCUCAGUUUAGGGCUGGGCGACAUGGACCAAAAAAACAGCAUAGCUCAAUAUUUCUCAGCUACGGUGUGAUGCAUGAUAUUGUUCUUGAUAUUUGUCUCUGAAAAAAGGCGAGACGAAGCCAGUGAUGGGUCAAAUGCUUCAUGUCACACAGGCACUUGUAUUAACAGCCAGCUGCACAUUUCCAACUUUUACAUGAGAAAUCAACCACGUGUUUGUGACAGAGAAUCAUAACUGUAACCAAAAAAAUCCUCUUUUUUUUUUUAAAUAACUAGGGAUGUAAUGAUCCAUCGAUGUGUAUCAAUACAGCAAUUUGUCGAUCAAAGAUGAGGUCAAACCAACAAAAAGUGAAAACAUCAAUAUUUGAGGCAUCUUAAAGAUGUGCUUUUAUUUUGAAAUUCUUGUCGCAUGCAGUUUUGACCUAGCUGUGCCUUAUCCUGAACCCUUAAACAAUUCUAGCAGCAAGCAAAAGCCUCAACUGUCAACCAUGUUUGCAUUUUCUUAUUUCUCCUCUCAAUAAAAUGUAACUGAUUGGAGUGAUUGGAUACAGGAUAUAUAGUCUGAUAUAAAUCAUCAAAUCAAAUCAAAUUGUAUCUUAUUGCAGUUUGGCAGACUUUGUGAUGGCAAAUAUCCUAUUGUCUCCACAGAAUCAAUAUCAUAUUGCAUUGUAAUGAAACUGGUGAUUUAUGUCCUUCCUGUAAACAUCCUCUCACUUGGCAGAAGGCCUCAAGAUUUUCCCAAAUCAACAUCACCAUAACCUAUAUCGAUAUAAAUGAUACUCUCUUACCUGAUCUCUUGUUUGAAAAUAUGAUAAUAUAUCUUAAAAACAUCU
This is a messenger RNA of Cheilinus undulatus (humphead wrasse), 1989 nucleotides long. RefSeq names its product homeobox B1b (gene hoxb1b). Gene Ontology annotation, biological process: regulation of transcription by RNA polymerase II. The transcript has 2 exons. Gene Ontology annotation, cellular component: nucleus. Gene Ontology annotation, molecular function: RNA polymerase II cis-regulatory region sequence-specific DNA binding; DNA-binding transcription factor activity, RNA polymerase II-specific. Bases 229 to 1098 code for a protein of 289 amino acids. NCBI's taxonomy places the organism in Eukaryota, Metazoa, Chordata, Actinopteri, Labriformes, Labridae. The record is from RefSeq and is a predicted model, not a curated record.